AUGGUGAAGACGCGCGUGACGUGUUACUUUCCAGUGGAAAACGCGCGCGAGGCGAAGCUCGGGGCGUUCGCGGUGUGGUACGUCGACGUGGACGUCGAGGCGACGGACACGAAGACGGACGUGCGAAAGGCGAUCGCGCUGGCGACGGGGGCGAAGUUUUCGAGGCUGAAGAUACGGCUCGGGAUGUUUAACGAACUGUUGGCGUUCGAGGACGGGCGGUACGGCGCGGUUUUAAAGGUGGGGUCGUGCGGGGCGAGCGCGGCGACGCGCGAUGAGAGGUUGUUGACGGCGCACGAAUUGAAUGAUCUCGGCGCGGGAAGCGCGAGUGAUUUACCGGACUGGGACCCGUCCAAGUACGAUGGAAGAUACGGCUGGGUGCAAGAGGUGAAAGAGCAUUGGAAGUGA
Molecule: messenger RNA, 405 nt
Organism: Ostreococcus lucimarinus CCE9901
Lineage: Eukaryota; Viridiplantae; Chlorophyta; Mamiellophyceae; Mamiellales; Bathycoccaceae
Exons: 1
Coding region: 1-405 (134 amino acids)
Source: RefSeq, a predicted model, not a curated record